UUUUGCGCAUCAACCUCAGAUUUUCGAAAAAUGAAAUAUUUUAUAACCGUGUUUUCUUGUAUAAUUUUUCGUUAUAUUUAAUUAAAAAAUGAGUAUUUCGCGUGAAUUCGAAUAACUGAGAGUUACUACAGUGUCAAGUAACUCGCCAUUAACAAUUCCGCCAGUUAGAAGUGACGAAUUCGUUGUUCAAAGUCGAAUUUCCUGCGGUGUAUUUGAACGUUUUUCAACAAACUUCUACUCAAAGAACUUGAGCAAUGAUUACGGAAUUUGAAAGAAUAUAGUAAAAUAAUUCAAUAUACAAGUAUGGCUGUUAAAUACGACUUAGUAUUAAUAAAAACCGCCGCUUUAAAAGCGUUGCCGGAGUUUUCCAAGCGAUGUAUGCUACACACAGCAAAGUGGUUAGCCGAAAUAGUUUACGCUUUGAAAGAUGUCAAAUUAGAGAACGUAGUUUUGAAAUUAUCCAACGAUGGGAUCUCAGCGGCUGAAUAUGACGCUUACCUGGUCGCUCAUAGUUACUUCAUGGAUCAAGAAUACGAUAGAUGCACGUAUUAUUUGAAAAACACCACUUCUCCAGUGUGCAAAUUUCUACGUUACUAUUCGAUGUAUAUGUCGUUAGAGCUGAAGAAAAUCUGCGGUACCACGGACGCUAAUUUAUUCUCAUUUGUGUCCGAUUGUCCGGGUUACCUGAGUAACAUGCAAGCUCUGUGCAACGAAUUGAAAAUCGCUUACAUAAAUAAUCAAUUAGAUGGAUAUUGUUUAUACAUUUACGGUUUAGUAUUGAAAAAGUUGUCUCAUUUUGAGGACGCUAAAGACGUAUUAAUCGAAGCGAUCGAUAAAGAGACUUUGAACUGGGCAGCGUGGCAAGAACUAUCUCCCCUGAUUCCAGAAAAAAAUUGGAUUGAUUCCUUGACUUUACCGAACCACUGGAUGAAAGAUUUCUUCUUGGGUCAUUUACUAAUUGAUUUGCAGCUUAAUAAAGAAGCCGAGGAAGCGUAUAAAAUAAUUUUAAAAAAUGGUUUCCAAAAUUCCCAGUACGUUUUAGGACAAAUUGCCAUAUGUCAGCAUAAUUGUAAAGAUGUGAAAUCAGCCAUCGAUAUUUAUAACGGUAUGAGAAAAUCGGACCCUUUUAGACUGGAAGGAAUGGAUACCUUUUCUAAUCUGUUAUAUGUGGCUGAAACUCGCCGAGCUUUGGCAUUUUUAGCCCAUAGUGUUACCGAAAUUGAUAAAUACCGAGUAGAAACUUCUUGCGUUGUUGGUAAUUACUACAGCAUGCGAGGAGAACAUACUAAAGCUAUUUUAUCGUUUCAACGAGCUGUGAAAAUGAAUCCAUCGUAUGUAUCCGCUUGGACGUUAAUGGGUCACGAGUACAUGGAAGUGAAAAAUACACCAGCUGCUGUUCUAAGUUAUCAAAAAGCAAUAAAUGCAAAUAAGAGAGACUACAGAGCUUGGUAUGGGCUCGGGCAAACUUACGAAUUACUACGGUUAUCGUUUUUCUCGCUGUAUUAUUACAAAAUUGCUCAAAAACUACGUCCUCAAGAUGGUCGCAUGUUGAUAGCCCUCGGAGAGACAUACGAAAGACUGGAAAGAUACGAAGAAACUUACAAAUGUUACCAACAAGCGAGGAAUGUUGGUAAAAAUGAUCCUUUAGCGAUAAUUAGAAUGGCCAGAUUAUUAGAGCGUUUAAACGAAACCGAUCUUGCGGCCGAAGCAUUUGCUGACCUAGUUAGAGAAGAUACCGAUCUAUUUUCCGUAUUAACUUGCAAAACCGAAUUCAUUUACGCUUGUACCUUCCUAGUAAAAUAUCACAACGCUCAGAGAAACGUAGAUAAAGCUAAAUACUACGCUAAUCAACUCAAAAGAUAUCCAGAGUUCGAAGAAUCAUACGAAAAAGCAAUGCAGUUAAUUGCUCCAAAAAAGAAAGACACGCCGACGUCGAGCACUGAGCCUCGACAGUUUCUCAAUUUGGAAGAAAGUAUAAGGCAACUUUUCCCGUGGUGAUUCUAUUAAUCGAAUAUUGAGACUGGAAGUACCUACCUACCUUUUUAUACGAGUUUUUAAACCACCUUGAGAUGGUUUGUGAUCCGGGAGCGUUACGAGCUCCAUUUUAUACAAUACUGUACUGCACACUAGUCGUGAAGUGAAAUUCCUUACGCUAUUUUUAUAUUAUUACGAAAUUUCUUACGCGGUUAUUGGCCUAAGUUGUACCUUUUUUUUUCAUCAUUAUUUUCCACGUUUAUACGUACAUUUAUACACUUUUGUACUCUCAAUGAAAAUAUUAUACUGAUGGACUUCGA
Planococcus citri (citrus mealybug) is the source of this 2294-nucleotide messenger RNA. Its product is annotated as cell division cycle protein 23 homolog. Gene Ontology annotation, molecular function: protein binding. NCBI's taxonomy places the organism in Eukaryota, Metazoa, Arthropoda, Insecta, Hemiptera, Pseudococcidae. The record is from RefSeq and is a predicted model, not a curated record. Gene Ontology annotation, biological process: positive regulation of mitotic metaphase/anaphase transition; protein ubiquitination; cell division. The transcript is spliced from 10 exons. Gene Ontology annotation, cellular component: anaphase-promoting complex. The coding region runs from base 304 to 1998 and encodes 564 amino acids.